Messenger RNA from Mugil cephalus (flathead mullet), 1675 nucleotides. It is a transcript of the gene tra2a, whose product is annotated as transformer 2 alpha homolog. Lineage: Eukaryota; Metazoa; Chordata; Actinopteri; Mugiliformes; Mugilidae. Gene Ontology annotation, biological process: positive regulation of mRNA splicing, via spliceosome. The record is from RefSeq and is a predicted model, not a curated record. The coding region runs from base 144 to 1052 and encodes 302 amino acids. The transcript is spliced from 9 exons. Gene Ontology annotation, cellular component: spliceosomal complex. Gene Ontology annotation, molecular function: RNA binding.
AAACACACCGCCCACCUCAACGCGCCAUUUUCUUCCCCCGAAAAAAAAAAACAAAAAAACAAAAAUUAACACAUUUUAGUCAAAGCCGCUUCACUGCAGCUUAUUUCUACCAAAAUACUGCUUUUCGUUAGCUAUACAAAAAGAUGAGUGACAUUGAGGACGGAAACUACGAAGAACGGGGGUCACGCUCCCCAUCAAAAUCGGAUCAUGGGAGUCCAUCUCGGGUCAAGUCGGAGAGCAGGUCCGGCUCCCCAAGUCCAUCCCGGGCCUCCAAACGCUCCGAGUCCAGAUCUCGCUCUCGGUCAAAAUCUGGGUCUCGUUCCAGGCGACGCUCAGAUCGCCGGUACAGCCGCUCACGCUCUCGGUCCUAUUCCCACCGGAGGAAGUCCCGCUCUCGUUCCUACACUCCUGAGUACCACCGCAGGAGGAGCCAGAGCACCUCACCUAUGUCGAACAGGAGGCGUCACACUGGGAACAGGAGCCAUGAUUUCACAAAAGAAGCAUACAGUCAUGGUGGUGAUACGGAUGUUAGGGCGAACCCUGAUCCCAGCACGUGUUUGGGGGUGUUCGGCUUGAGCCUGUACACUACAGAGCGUGACCUGAGGGAGGUGUUUUCACGCUACGGCCCUCUAGCCGGGGUCAAUGUGGUGUAUGACCAGCGGACUGGUCGCUCCCGGGGCUUUGCCUUCGUUUACUUUGAGAGGAUUGAGGACUCCAAGGAGGCAAUGGAGCGAGCCAAUGGCAUGGAGCUGGAUGGGAGGCGAAUCAGAGUGGAUUAUUCCAUUACCAAACGUCCCCAUACCCCCACGCCAGGAAUCUACAUGGGCCGACCAACUCACAACGGUGGUGGUGGCGGCGGCGGCGGAGGUGGCGGCGGCAGCGGUGGCAGCAGCAGGAGGGGGAGAGACUCCUAUUAUGACCGUGGCUAUGACCGCUAUGACAGAUAUGAUGAAUAUGACUAUAGGUAUAGUCGCAGGCGCUCUCCAUCACCCUACUACAGUCGAUACAGGUCUCGCUCACGGUCUCGCUCCUACAGCCCACGACGAUACUAAACUGUGGCUUCCAUCAUUCACCGUCCCUCCAAUAAUCGAUGGCGUGUGAUUCAUCAAUAUGUUUCAGAAGGGCAAAUUUUGAAUUGAAUUUAGCAUGUCUAUAUCCGCAGAGUUCUUAAGUUUGAGGUAGUUCUUGUUUACAUGCAAUAGAUGUCUUCACUUUUUAGGCAUUUUGAUGCACCUAUGUUAAGUGUGAGCAAAGACUCUUAAAUUUCCCCUAAUUUUGUGAAGCGUGGAUCCUUUUUUUUUUCUGUUCAUUGACAACUGAUGAGUUAUUGCACUGUUAAUAUCAUUCUCAUCAUGGGGAAGAAGAACUGUGGUAACACUUGAUUUUACAGAUUACUUUUUAUAAGAGAAACUUCCGCCAUGUGCAGCAUAGAUAACAAAUACUUGUUAUUUAACUUUAUCCGAGGUUACUAGUAAGUAGCAGGUAAAUCAGGCUGUAAAGUUAAGUGUUACCACUAGUCAAGUGUUACUUCAUUAUAGUCAGGAAAGUCAUUGUUUGCCGUUUCCAGAGUUUUAAUUUUGCAUAUUGUGUUUUUUUUUCUAUUGUUUCUUUGUUUGGAAAUACAAUUGUAAAAAAAAAAAAAAAGAAGAAAAGAAAGAAAACUCCAAAGUUUGAA